Molecule: messenger RNA, 2903 nt
Organism: Durio zibethinus
Lineage: Eukaryota; Viridiplantae; Streptophyta; Magnoliopsida; Malvales; Malvaceae
Product: linoleate 13S-lipoxygenase 2-1, chloroplastic-like
Biological process (GO): lipid oxidation
Molecular function (GO): metal ion binding; oxidoreductase activity, acting on single donors with incorporation of molecular oxygen, incorporation of two atoms of oxygen; protein binding
Source: RefSeq, a predicted model, not a curated record
AUGUUGAAGCCAGAAAUUUACUGUCACUCCAUCAAAACUUUACUCCCACUUCAUAAGCCAUUUCACCAUGGCAGUGGCCGGUCCAUGCCUCCUCCUAACUCUUCCCCCACCUUCAACAAAAUCAGCAAAGGUGUUCAAGUUAGCUCUGUCUGCAGCAAAAUCAAAGCCAUUGCAACAGCUACUCAGAAAUCUGAUCGUGUAAAGGCCACUGUCAAUGUUAAAGAAACUGUUAGUGACUUCAUCACUCACCUUGGGCUCGAGCGAGGGCUAGAUGAUUUACAAGAUUUGCUCGGUAAAUCAAUUCUAUUGGAGCUUGUCAGCAAGGAGUUGGACCCUAGGACGGGAUUGGAAAAGAAGACGAUGAAAUCAUUUGCGCACCGGGUGGGCCAGGAGGGUGAGGAUAUAAAGUACGAAGCAGAGUUUGAAGUUCCAAAGGAAUUUGGGGAGGUUGGAGCAGUUUUUGUGGAGAAUGAUCACCACACAGAGAUGUAUAUCGAUGAAAUAGUGAUUGAUGGCUUCUCCAAUGGCCCGGUUAGGGUGAACUGCGGCUCCUGGGUUCACUCCAAGUAUGAGGAUCCUCAUAAGAGAGUCUUUUUUGCCAACAAGUCGUAUUUGCCAUCGGAGACACCAAAGGGAUUGAAGAGGCUAAGAGAGGAGGAACUCCGGAGUUUGCGAGGAAAUGGCAAGGGAGAGCGCAAACGUUUCGAAAGGAUAUAUGAUUAUGACGUUUACAAUGAUCUUGGCGACCCUGAUCACAAUCCCCACCUUAGAAGACCCGUAUUGGGUGGUAAAGUUUUCCCUUACCCUAGACGCUGUAGAACUGGGAGGCCACCAUGUGAAUCAGAUCCAUUAUUGGAGAAAAGAAAUGGUCACUUCUACGUGCCUAGAGAUGAAUGCUUCUCAGAGAUAAAGCAGCUAACAUUUUCGGCAAAGACUGUAUGCUCAUUGAUGCAUUGCUUGAUACCCACUGUUGAGAACACAAUUGUCGACCAUAAUAUGGGAUUUCCGCACAUCGCCGCCGUGGACUCACUUUUCAGCGAAGGACUUAACUUGCCUCCCCUCAAGGAACAAGGAAUUUGGAACACUGUCCUCCCUAGGCUUUUCAAGGCCAUCACUGAGGGAAGUGCAGAUGUCCUGCGGUUUCAGGCCCCUGAUACCAUGACUAGAGACAAAUUCUUUUGGUUUAGGGAUGAGGAGUUUGCCCGGCAAGCACUUGCUGGUCUAAAUCCACUUAGCAUUCGGCUAGUUACGGAAUGGCCAUUGAAGAGCAAACUGGAUCCUAAGAUCUACGGUCCAGCACAGUCAGCAAUCACCACAGAAAUGAUUGAGCAAGAAAUUGGAGGUGUCAUGAUCGUCGAGCAGGCUAUAAAACAGAAAAAAUUGUUCAUUCUAGAUUACCAUGACAUAUAUUUACCCUAUGUCAAGAAAGUCAGAGAGCUUAAAGGCACAACAUUUUAUGGAUCAAGAACACUAUUUUUCUUAAACUCUAAUAACACAUUGAGGCCACUAGCCAUCGAGUUGAUACGGCCACCAAUGGAUGGAAAACCACAGUGGAAAGAAGUGUAUGCACCUUCUUGGGAUUCCACGGCCUGUUGGCUCUGGCGGCUUGCCAAAGCUCAUGUACUUGCUCAUGAUGCAGGCUAUCAUCAACUUGUUAGUCAUUGGUUGAGGACUCAUUGUGUCACUGAGCCUUAUAUUAUUGCAACCAACCGGCAACUCAGCGUGAUGCACCCAAUAUAUAGGCUGUUACAUCCUCAUUUCCGGUACACAAUUGAGAUCAACGCAUUAGCUCGAGAAUCACUGAUCAAUGCUGAUGGGAUCAUCGAAAACUCAUUCUCGCCUGGCAAGUACUCAAUGGAGCUUUGUGCUGUUGCCUAUGACUUGGAAUGGAGAUUUGAUCAUCAAGCUCUGCCUGCAGAUUUAAUUAGCAGAGGGAUGGCCGAAGAGGAUCCAAAUGCUCCUCAUGGUCUAAGACUAACCAUCAACGACUACCCUUUUGCAAAUGAUGGUCUACUUAUAUGGGAUGCCCUCAAACAAUGGGUUUCUAAGUAUGUCAAUCAUUACUAUCCAAAUGCAAGUCUUGUGGAGUCAGAUGAAGAGCUUCAAGAAUGGUGGACAGAAAUUCGUACAGUUGGUCAUGGUGACAAAAAGGAUGAACCAUGGUGGCCUACUCUCAAAAUCCCACAAGACCUAAUUGAUAUCAUAACAACUAUAAUUUGGGUUGCUUCAGGUCAUCAUGCAGCAGUGAACUUUGGACAAUAUGCGUAUGCAGGAUACUUUCCUAAUAAGCCUACCAUUGCUAGAACCCAGAUGCCCACUGAGGACUCCUCCGAUAAAGAAUGGAAAUCCUUUUUGAAAAAUCCAGAAGCUGUGCUUCUUCAAUGCUUCCCUUCUCGAAUGCAAGCGACAAAAGUGAUGGCUGUUUUGGAUGUGCUGUCGAAUCAUUCACCGGAUGAGGAGUACUUGGGAGAAGAAAUGGAGCCAUCAUGGGGUGAAGAUCCAAUCAUAAAAGCAGCAUUUGAAAAACUUAAUGGGAGAUUGAAGGAGAUUGAAGGGAUCAUUGAUGAAAGAAAUAGAAACAGCAGUCUCAAAAACAGAAGUGGAACUGGGAUUAUACCAUAUGAGCUUCUGAAGCCAUUUUCUGAGCCCGGUGUUACAGGAAAGGGAGUUCCAUACAGCAUAUCAAUAUGAAAUUAAUGUGGGCGGUGAGAAUCUCAUUGAUCUUAUGUUAAGAGAACAUAAAAUUAAUGGAUAAGAUAGUAGAUGUAAUGAAAUUUCCGAAUGUAUUGACCUGUUAUUGUUUUUGACUUUGGUAAUUAAAGUUGGACACUUUUAUUCCGGAUGAUUGAGAUUUCAAUUGUCCAAAAUAAGCAGGAAUGACUUGCUAUAUGAUACAAGUGAGA